GUGACCACUUGUUGCCACUUUAUUGUGUUGGUUUUAAUCCGUUUUUAUGUAAAUUUUUACCCUUUUUUACGGUCUGAUGCUUAGAUGUGGCGCUACUAUGCAAUCUAGAGAAGUUAUCAAUCAUUGAUGCGAAACAGUAUGCAAAAUUUUGGUCAAUUAUUGUCCACAGAUUAAACGAUGCAUCUGCUGUUUUGAGAUAUUCUGAUCGCGUGUGUCAAAAUCAUAUUUGGUGGACAAAAGGUUUUUUAGACGGAUUUUUUCGACAAUGUCUUUUGGAUUAUCUAAAAAGAGUCACAAUCUCAACCAAUAUACGCUGUUGAGCAAUUUAGAAGGUAUGUUUUUUUGUCUUAAAAUUAACAAAGAUGUUUUGUUGCGUUCGCGUGCGAUUGCAAUUUGACAGUUUCAAAUUGCAUGUUGUAUUUUUUGCUUUUAGAUUGUGUCGAGCAACUAAAAGCGAGCACAGAUGCGAUAAAGGAUGACAACUUACCGUUGCAAAGCUUUUGUGCGACAUUUGAGCAGAUUUUACUGGAAGGAGCGCGAAGUAUGAGCUAUAUUUUUUAUAUUUAUAUGUUACGUAGAGCAAAGCAAAUCAUUGAUGCGUAUAAAAAUUUUAUAAGUUAUGAAAUCCUUUGUGUCGCUUCGAAAGAAUAUAGCUAUACUGACUGUAUUCGUAUUAUAAUGUAAUAUAAUAUAUUGGUUAUGUUUUAGAAUUGCGUAAACUUUUAGUUUAUAAAAGGGUACAUUUACAGUAUAUUAUAUGACUAAAUAUUUGCAAACAUUUUGCACAAAAGCAGCGAAGUGUGACAGGCAAUUUAGCAACAAGGUCAAUUUCAGGUAAUAUGUCCAUCUGGCAAACUGACACAUCAUCUUGUCCAGAUGAUCUACACUGUUCAUCUUGUUCCGGGGCUGUUUAUAUGAUUCCGCUUCGCCAGAACAAGAUGUGAGGCGGGAUGAUUUUGAUGUAUUCGAAAUAAAUCACUCUAGCGAUAGAUCAUAGUAUAAUUGUAAACAGAAGGUUGUUCAAGCAGCAAUACUAAUGUUCUUUAACUACAAGAUCUUUUCACCAACAUUUCUGUUCCUCUAACUGGCAUUUGAAUUUUCGUUUAAGCCAAGUGAUUUAUUUCAAUACAUCAGGAUCAUCCCAGGCUUCCAUCCAGUCCUUGCAAACUGCAAUCAUGUAUUUAAAACAGCCUCUCAGACAAAUGAUUCAUCUUGACCAUUGAUCAAUGUGAUUCACCCCACAUUCAUAUAGAAAUAAUUUAAAUGAACUACUAGAGGAACUACCUUUUUUUGUCCAAGUUCAUCAAGACAGAUCGCCCGUCUCUACUAUAAAUCUAGUCAAUUAUGCAAUAUUUAACCCUAUAAGUGGCAAUGUGCCCAGAUGCACCCUACUUUAUUAUUUUACUCUGUCUAACGCCAGAGUAUUUUACUCUGUCUAACUCUAGAUUAUUUUACAGGGGGGAGUGCUGCCACUCAUUGAGUUAAUCAGACUAUCUGGUCAUGCACCCAGAUGCGCCCUACUUUAUUAUUUUACUCUGUCUAACAUCAGAUGAUUUUACUUGUCAAGGAGACUCUCAAGUGCUGCCAGUCAUUGGGUUAAUUUUAUAAUUUUAUUUGUUCACAGGAAGUGUGUUAGUAUUCAAACAGAAGCACUAUUGGAAUUGGAUUGCUGGUAUCCCUAAAUUUCUUCAAAAUUGUGGAAGGUAUAAUCCACUAAAUUACUGCACAAUGUCGUUUGCAAUGUUAUCUAUACACAUGUGUCUACUGUAUUUUUUUUCCUCAAAAUGUUUAGCAAUGAUCCUAAGCUGGCAUAUAUUGUGAACACUGUUGACAGCUCAACAAAGGUAAGUACUGUACAUUAAGUUGGGUUUUUUUGAUGACCAAUCCAUCAAUGCUUUUUGAUUAAGCCAUAGGUAAAUAUUGGUGCAGGUUAGUGGUUGAUGUUUGCUCAGGAUAAAUACUGGGGUUGGGUGUGUAGACUAGCUAGGUUUACGAUUUUAUUGUUAAUUAAAUUAAAAUAACGUGAAAAUAGCCAAACUUUACAUGCAAAUAAUGUUGAUCAUCUCAUCAACCUCAACCAACCUGCAAUAGACUUUAGCAGUAUUAUGUUGUCUUAUAAGUUAUAAUCAUUCAAUCAUUUUUCAAUUGUUUAUAGAUCUGGCCAAUAGAAACUAAAGGCAGACUGUUUAUAAGAAUGGCACUAGUAAAGAAAUGCUUGCAUAGCCCUGUGGAGGUUUUGAACAAUAAUCGCUCACUCCUACAGGUACAAAAACAUGACCCCAUGCCAUUUCACGCAUGUCUGGAUGUGGUGAUGUCAUUGCAUUGUACCAUGUGUGCAUAACAAUAGCAAGCUCCUAUGUAUACAGUACAUGCCAUCUCAUAGCCAGGGCUGCCGAGAGGUUUCGCAUGGCCCUGGGCAAAACUUUUCCAACAUGAACUGUCCCUAUGACAUUGUAAUUGUAAAACAGGAGCAGUGUUUUACAAUAAUUGCACUUUACUGCAAUAUUAUCCAGUACUGAUGUGCAGAGCAGAAAUUUUAUUUUAGAUAACUUAAAAGAAUCUUGUAUCACGGAUCUUGUGUCUUGCAAUUUAUUGGCCAUUCUGUGAUGGAACUCAAUGAUUUAAUUGUCCUUUUUUGAUAACAUGCAAAAUACAGUAGUUUUGCAAUAAUGCAAUUACCAUAUGUAUGUCAUAAUAUAUUUCAAUUUUUUUACAUUUUGCAGAACUUUUACACUGAAAGCUCGUUUCUUGGUACAGCACAUUUACGAGGUAUUAAACCAGUACUGGUUAAAUCACCAUGUAGUAAAAACAACCAUGACCCUUAAUGUUAAGUUGUUUAUCAUCCCCUCCCACCAUUUAACAAAUACAUUCUUUUUUGCUAGAAUCAUUGUUAGAACAUCUGCAGGAGAUUAGCAAGCUGGAUUUUGAUUUAAAUCUUAAGGUACACUGCAUUUCAAAUAUUUGAACUGUAUUCUAUAACAACCUAUUUGAACAGUGUAUAUACAGUAGACUGUAUCAAUUUAACAUAAAUUUUUGUUUCAAAAUAACAAUUGUUUAGGCUGUGGAAUUUUUGAAUGAAAGUUGGGAAAUACCAGUAAGUACCUGUAUAACCUAUAGUAAAUUUCAAAACUUACAGUAUUAAUAUUUUAGUGCAACUAAAGAAUUGAACAAUCUUCUUUCCUGUGUUGCAGAAACGAGAAGAUGUAUUAACUGUUCCUUGCACUCAGUUAGGAAUUACAGUGAGGUACUGCAUAUGUUUAAUGCCGCAAUAUAUUCUGACCAUUCACCAUCAAACUAUGAAACUAAAUUUCAUCAUUCAUUUACCAUGCCUGCAAUAUAUUCUGACCAUUCACUAUCAAACUAUGAAACUAAAUUUCAUCUUUCCUUUACCUUUUAAAGUCAAGUAGACGGUCGAGCAGUCAUUGCACACGUCCUGCCUGACAGUGUCGGAGAGGAGGUAAUUAAGAUUAUUAAUCUGAGCUGUAAACAAAUUCAUUCCGUUCCAUUUUUUCACUUCGGAAUUUGCACACCAACUGGUAAAUCAGGACAAAAUCUGCAUUCCAUUUACAGAUAUUGAUUGAACAUUAAUUAAGUCUAAAGGUCUUGCUUGCAGAAAUGUUAGGUGCACAGGAUAAAAUCUGCGCAAAUAAAUCUUGCCUCCAUGGUGCGCAAAAUUGAAUCGCGCAAAUAUGCAGUGCGCAAAAUUGAAUCGCGCAAAUAUGCAGUGCGCAAAAUUGAAUCGCGCAAAUUUGCAGUGCGCAAAAUUGAAUCGCAUAAAUUUCCGGUGCGCAAAAUUGAAUAAGUCACCUACUGUAACACAAUGUACUAUUGAAAAAUAAGCAUUUAAACAUGGCGUGGUGGGAAAGACGGAGUAUGAAGUUGGAGUACAGAGUCAAAAAAUGUUUAUUUUGCCUAAAGAUUCGAUUGUUUAUGAGAAUCUAGGCGAAAUAAACAAUUUUUUGACAGACUCCUAGCCUGCUCGCAGGCCGUUUGUCAGGCAGAGGCUCUGUGAGCAGGCUAACAGACUUCGUACUCAGACUUUUCCACCAUGCCAAAAUAUAAUAUUAACCAGUAGUACUUGUACUAUAUAACUCUUAUCUAGAACAAUAUGGCUGUGGGUGACUGUCUACUUAACUUGUGUGGAAAAGUUUGUUGGGGUCAAAAAGUUGGUCAGGUUAGGAGAAAAUUUGAAAAUCUAUGUUAAAAUUAUGCUUAUGAAUAAAUGGUGUAUAAAUUUCGUUAAUUUUUUCAGGUGGCAGACACGCUGAAACAAAACCACGGACAACCUAUUUCGUUGAUACUUGCUAAGGUGAUUUUCCUUCGUAAAUUUUUGAACGUAGAAUUUCCGUCAAGGCGCAACACUGAUCUAACGGACCAUCUCUCUUUGUACAACAACACAUGCAAGCUUGCUAGAAUAACAUUCUCUUGCUAGAAUAGCCUGACAUUUUUCUGGUAGUAACUGGUAGUUUGUCUUACACCCGUAAAAACGCACAAGUUGUUACAUAUCUGCAAACAAGUUGUAGUAAUAAGGCUGCUGUCAAGGCUAUAUCAGGAUGUGUUCGCACAGCUUGUUCCCAGUUCUUGUGACAAGUCUGGAACAAAGUUAUUUUUUUAGGAUGAAAAUCUUAUUGCUAUUGAAUGAUGCACAUCUGUUAUUAACAGUGUAUAACACAUACGUGUUUUAGGUGAAAAUGUCAAAUGGACAAUUGUUUCUGCCUCUUGAACAACGAAAAAAGCUACUGGAGAGCGAGGAAUUCUUCUUACAGAAAUACCAACAGAAAAAUGGCGGCUGUAAACAGGCAAUAACAUCGUGCAAUGUGUCGAGUUUUAACGAAACUCCAGUUCAUGGCGUUUCUAAGGGAAAGUAAGUCUGAUUGCAAGCUUACUUUUACUAGCCUGUCUAUAGAAUAUAGCAUGCAUAAUACUGCAUCUACAGGCUAGCUUUUACUGACUGUUACCAGAUUAUGUUGCUCGUCAAGGGAAGGUCCUUGGACAUUAAUGAGCUUGCCAAACCAUUCUCCGAACUGGGAAAAGCUCAGAAUUGAAAUGCUCAAAUUAGUGUAUAUACCGAAAAUUUCGUGUUGUUUGGAUAUUCAGGGCGGGAGUUACAGCGGUUUGAGAAUUUAGUUGAAUUGUGAAAACAGUGAAAUAUGUUAUAGACACCAAUUUGAGCAUGAAGAGUUCUGGCGUCCAUUUCUGCCAAAUAUGAAAUGAAAAAUCGAUUUCGCGAACUCGGAUCAGAAAAUCUUGCCUAAAUUGUAACUCAAUUAAACUGCAAUGCGCCCGAAUGAUUGAUCCCCCUUGCUGUUAGACUAUAACGAAGAAAGCCCUUGGACAUGGAAAUAUAUAUAUUCUCUGCUAUGCAUCGCUGGUUUAACUAAUUUCAACAACUGAAAUACGAUAUGUGAUCAAUAAAUAGUCGGUGUAUGUAAAGAAUAUAGAUUUACUACUUUUCCAAUCCGUUUUGUAGUUUGUGUUUCGAGGCAAAAUACAUUGGCAAGAAUAAAACAGGAGAGGUGAUUAAGUUUGACAUACGUUGACGCUUUUACAUAUUUUAAUAUAAUGCGUUUUAAAAUUUGAAAUUACAACUUGAUUUUGUUUCAGACGGGUGACUUGAACUAUAUAGAACCAUCGAUAUUGACAGUAGUUGACCAAAAGAAUGAACCUUUGGUACGUGUUGUGUAAAAUAUGUGAGAAGUAAUGUGGAUUACACUAGUAAAAACGCACAAUUAAAUUGUUGUUACAGGUCUGCAGACAAGUUGUUACAAAUCUGUUCACAAGCUGUCGACAAGUUGUGUUCGCACUGCUUGUUCCCAGUUGUUGUAACAAGUUUGGAACAAGCUGUUAGCAACUUGUAACAAGCUUGAUGGCAUUAUCAGACUUGUUACAAGGUUGUUCUGACAAGUCUGAUACAGUCAUGAUAUAACAAGAAUGUUACAAGGUUGACCACACAAGGUUGUAACAAUAUUGUUAUAUCAAGACUGUAGCAAACUUGUUGGAACAACCUUGCAACAUACGGUUUUACCAUUUUUUUCGUCAAAAUAUACAGGCAGUUUUAGUGAAACUUGGUGAAACAAGCAUUGAAAUUCAAGACAAAGAGACAAAUAAGGUUAGUUGUAGGAUAUAACAGGAUCUUUGGGCAUCUCACUGGAUAGAACUAAAAUCAUGGUUGAGGAUUAUGAUAGGAUUCAGCCGGCAACAUCUCACAAUUCAUUUCUCCAAGAAUAUUUACAGGCCAACUUCAAAAAUUAUUUUAGGAGUUAGCCUGUAACUUCAUGCUUGUUAAUAGAUCUUUCCGGUAAUCACGUCACGACUAACACUGUUUUCAAGUUAGGGGGGCCAAGAGGGGCCAUGGCUCCUCAGCCUCGUUUUCGUGUUUAAGCUUAUUUCCACAUUUACAGUACAGUACAGUAAUAGUCAAAAUCCAAAAUUCUUUUUUAUGCAUGUGUUGACGAAGGAUGUUCUGCUUCUGACCAUAGGCCCGUGAGAAACAAACUUGAAAUGUAUUCCAUUUAAGGUGGUCGUAAGUUGAGAACAGUGUAGUUUUAAAGCGCAAAUUUUGAAUUUGGAGGUAGCCUCAUCCCAUGUCCUUCUAAUUCAGAUAAGAAUCCUAAGGUGUGUUAUAUAGUUUAAUACCACUGUAUAUUUUUGUGUUUCAGACGUUGGCUAUUCACUCUUAUACAGUCACCUCAGCAUGUGGCCGAGGAAAAGUAAACCAAAAUAUAUUUGCCUAUAUCUCAGGGUGGGUAUUUACAUUAUGACAGACACUUUACUUGCGCGCCGCUUUGAGGGAGGCGCUUAAACGAGUACAAUAUUUAGUUAUAAGUACUUGUGUACUGUACUUGACACAUGACGAGACUACUGUCCUCAAGUAUAGCACUGGAUGGACUGAUUUUAUAUCAAUUUUUUUUCCAUCUUAACAUUUAGAGAUACAACGUGUACAAUAUCCAAGAAUUUUACUUGUUAUGUAUUUACGGUUGACUCUGAAGCUCAGGUCAGUAUGCACUUUAUUAUACAGGUAUUAAUAUAUAUAGCUUGUCUAUACAAUACUGUAUGUCAUAUUAUAAUAUAGCAUUUGUAAAUUCUGAACGCUGAUUGGCUAAGAGCCGUGUUGAUAUAAGUCAAUGUCAACACGGAAACGUCGGAAAAUUUCUUUCUUUAUGUUUCUUUGUGCUAUAUUAUAAAACAAAUAUAAAACUUUUUCCGUAUUGAUAUACAGUUAUAUCAACACUCGUGGAAAUUGGGAAAACUCGAAAUUGAGUGAAAACACUCCGCCCUUCGGGCGUCGUGUUUCCACACAAUUUCUCGUUUUCCCAAUUUCCACUCGUGUUGAUAUAAAUAUAUCAACACGGAAAAUGUUUUAUAUUGAUUAAGUAUUAUAUGCAUAGACCCACUGCAAACGUCACAAAUGUGUCAAAUUAGUGACUGGAUGGCAUGGAGAACAGUGUGAUUUUCAAAACAAUGAAAGACAAUGAAACAUUCUGAUCACUGGAUCAUGACUGGAGAGAAUGGAGAACAGUGAGAAUUUCAAAACAAUGAAAAAACAAUGGAACAUUUUGGUCACUAGAUCAUGACUGGAUGGCAUGGAGAACAGUGGGAUUUUCAAAACAAUGGGAAGACGUCAUUGUAGUGUAUUUCGGACUAUCCUACUGUACCUUAUCUAACUUCUGUACAACCUUAUUUCUUAUAUAUUUUUGUAUAGGCAAAACAAGCUGUAUAUGGCAUAGGUAUGUGAAUAAUUCAGAAAUGUCUUAUUUUUAUGAUUUAAUAGAAGCUGGGCAUACAAAUAACACAUACAGCUGCAAUAUACAUUCAAAUCGAAGUUUAAAUCACAAAUGUUUUUGUGUUUUGUUCACAGCACAAGGUUUUAAUCGGACGUUAUGGUAUGUGUGAUUGACGCCUAUAGGACAUUAUGGAAUGACAGUAAGAAAUCGCUUUCAUGCCCCAAAUUCAAGUUGAGUUGAAGUGAAAGACUGUAUAAUGAGGACAGAGUAAAAAGACGAACUCUGGAGUGCAAAUGAAGUCAAAAGUUGUAUGAUACAGUAAUAUUUGAUGAGGUUUCUAUAAUUACUGGUGCAAUGCAUUUUGCGUCGUGCUUUAGAUUUUUGUACAGUAUAUGCAGUUAUAUAUAUAAGAAAUUAGAAUUUAACCUAUAUAUCGUAAAUCAUAAAUAAAUAUACUUCCAUGAUAUGGCAGGCCAGGGAUUUCAAGUAUAUCGGUAUUUAGACCAUUUUACUUUUGGUAUAUACAGUAUUUUAUUGUUAAAAUAGAUUGAAAUAUGGGUAUAAAGUAUCCUACAUUUACCCAAGAUCAAGUACCCAGGCAGACUAACGUAUUCCUGGAAUUUUAGGUACACUGGUAUAUUGAGCCAGUAUAUAUUAUCGAGUAUAUUGGUAUUCUGGCAAUGCCCUGGCUGGGCCUGAUAUAGGGGGGCAGCGAAGUCUAACUUUUUUAUGUAACCAUAUAACAUUUGAUAUUGUACAUUCGCUGAUGAUUAAUCGUGUUUUAUAAAAUGCUUGUUGGAAAAAAGUGUAGAUGUGUAAUUUAUCAAAUUUUAGUGCAAUGAUUCAAAUGUGAUUUCUGUGAAAUACAUCUAAUGUAAUUCUCUGAUUGUAAAAAUAAACUUACAAUUUCAAUAUACAAUUCUUGAGUUAAUUUUAUUUGUCAUAAUUGCGGUCAUAUCAUAUUAUCCUACAUAAAUCUAUAUUCCUGUUGCAUUUCCCGCUAAUGCUGUAGUAAAAUAAGAUAAUUUUCCAUCCCGAACCAAACUUUUUUAGAUUUUUAACCGCGCCAACAUUCGCCUGAGCAUGCAAUCUUAGGCUUGACCGGGCAGCAGUCUCAUCCUUAGGCCUGUUUACACUUGCAAUUAGAUGCGAAUUUCUUCUUCUGAUGUAUGUGAACGAGUGGCUGAGUUAUAAAUAUUCAGAUGAGGUCACGACGGCACAUAUACUUCGAACACAACUCAUCUAUAGAGCAUUUGCACUCGUUCCCCAGGUACCAACUCAACAAAAGCCAUGUCGGUUCCUGACAAAAGAGUCUAAUUAAAAUUCUUUUGAAUUGGAACACCAACAUGGCGGCUGUGACGUCAUGUGCAAACGCUCUACACUCGUUCACCAUCCUCGUACCCAGGGUCUUGCCGUGGCACCGAGUAUGAGAGAAAAUAGCCUGGGUACGAGGUUGCUCGUUCACAUGAAUCAGAAGAAAAUCGCACGAAGCCUAAGAUAUUAUAUAGACUGACGAAGGACAUGCAGUCGAAACGUAUCAAUAAAUGCAAUAUAUAUCGGUGAAAAGCUGUUGUCAAAAAUUGUCUAUAUAAAGUUCAAACUAAAUAACUUUUCACAAAUUAUAUAUAAAUUAAAUAAAUAUAACGAAAUGAGUGUCAUAACAGGCCUUUACAAAUCUCUUCACUUACACUGUCUUUUCCUUGGGAUACUAAUAUUUGUAUUAUUUUAUAUACACUCAAAUUUCACUCAAUGUGUUACACACACUCAACGUUCUACUUACGCCAUCUUCUUGCCAUAGCCAUGCACGGAUAUGUAGUCUAGGCAAAACCUUCGUAUACCAUUAUUGGCCCAAUCUGUUGUCAUUAUCCUUAGUAAUACUUGCUCUUCUGUAUCGAAGGCUAAGCAUGAGGAAUAUGGAAAUCACUCCAUCCAUGAAAGCAGCGUGUAAACUCGUGUGGUUCCUCUCCUUUCUGGGUAAAUCUUAGUUUGCGAGGAUUGCCAACUUUGUGUUCGUAUAGAUAUUGAAUAUAGACCUUAACA
Molecule: messenger RNA, 9764 nt
Organism: Paramuricea clavata
Lineage: Eukaryota; Metazoa; Cnidaria; Anthozoa; Malacalcyonacea; Plexauridae
Source: the annotation of a GenBank genome assembly